AUGGCGGACUUUAAAGCAAGACUUGAAGCAGAAAAGCUUGCAAUAAUGCAACAAUCAAUUGUUAGAGGUAGAUCAUUAUCACCAUCUGCCGGAGGAGGUGGCACUAGUAGAUCUUCUUCCGUUCUGAAUGAAGAUUUUAAUAAAGAACUUAAAUGGGCUAUCACUAAUCAUGACCCACUGGAGAGAUUAAUCAGGAAGAAGAGGGAUGGUGAUGCUACUGGAGAAGAUGAAGACCAUCAUGAACAACAACUUUGGGAGAAUGAAGUUAGUGAAGAAGAACAUAUAAGUGAUGAUGAUAGUAAUGAUAAAUUUCAAUAUGAUAACACCGGAAAUAUAUUACCAAAUUAUGCAUGUCAAGAUGAUAAAAUCAAUGAGAUUUCAUCAAUAUUAGAAAAUUCAAAUUUGAAUGAUAAUGCAACCAUAAAAAGAUUAGAAGAAUUAACUGCCAGUGAACGUGCUUUCGCUGCUGCUAAAAAUGCUGGUACUGCAAUUGAUAAAGAACAAUUAAAUAAAUUGGCAAGUGAUAAACAUAAAUUAUUAGGAUAUGAUUCUUUGAAUUUAGAAAGAGCUGAACAGGAUGCUUUUGCCAGAAGACAGAAAUUGGAGAAUUAUCAGGCUUAUAGAAGGAAGAUUAUUGAUCAGCAGGAACAUAAUUCACCUUCUCCAGCUAGGGAUACUACUCUUUCUCCCACCAGAGACUCUGCUGCACCAGCAGCAGGAGCAGCAGCAGGACAACAACCACCAUCACUGGAAGGCACUACUACCGACGGGGGUGAAGGCCCCGAUGGAGAAUUCAUCAUCCCAUACACUUCCGCAGUUGAAGAUAAAUUAGAUAGUGAAUUUGCAUCCCAAUUAAAUGAAACCAUUAAAGAAGGAGAAAUCGAUUCAAAUAAAUCCCAUAGUCGAGUAAUCCAAACCAUAACCAGGGGGAAUUUCUUCCAAUUAAUCAAUCCUAAAAUAAAACCAAAGAUGUUUUUAUUAUGUAUGGAUUUUUCCCCAGAAUCAAUAUUUGCAUUAGAAUGGAGUUUGGGGACAGUAUUGGUUGAUGGAUCGGUAUUGUUUAUAAUCUAUGUUAUUGAAGAUAAUGAUACCAAUCAUAAUCUUAAAGCCAAUACUCAGAAUGAAAAUGAUCGUGAACAACAUCGAUUAUCAAUGUUGAAUAAGGCAAAACAACAAGUAUUAAAUUUGUUAAAAUUAACCAAAUUACAAAUUCAUAUUGUGAUUGAAGUUAUUCAUCAUCCGAUUCCAAGACAUUUGAUAUUAGAAUUUAUUGAUAAUUUACAGCCUACUUUAGUUAUAGUGGGUUCCAAAGGUCAAAGUGCGAUUAAAGGGGUUUUAUUGGGAAGUUUAUCGAAUUAUUUGGUUACAAAACUGACAGUACCUGUAAUGGUUGUAAGAGAGAAAUUGAAAAAGAUUAAUAGGUUUAAAUCUGGUUCUUCAGUAUUUUCUAAUAAUAUUAGACCGUUGACUUUAUCUGAAGCCAGAAUUGAUUAG
Hemisphaericaspora subhashii is the source of this 1494-nucleotide messenger RNA. RefSeq names its product Imp2'p. The coding region runs from base 1 to 1494 and encodes 497 amino acids. The record is from RefSeq and is a predicted model, not a curated record. The transcript has a single exon. Lineage: Eukaryota; Fungi; Ascomycota; Pichiomycetes; Serinales; Debaryomycetaceae.